Sciurus carolinensis (gray squirrel) is the source of this 2459-nucleotide messenger RNA. RefSeq names its product butyrophilin like 9 (gene Btnl9). Gene Ontology annotation, biological process: regulation of cytokine production; T cell receptor signaling pathway. The transcript is spliced from 11 exons. Gene Ontology annotation, cellular component: external side of plasma membrane. Gene Ontology annotation, molecular function: signaling receptor binding. The record is from RefSeq and is a predicted model, not a curated record. NCBI's taxonomy places the organism in Eukaryota, Metazoa, Chordata, Mammalia, Rodentia, Sciuridae. The coding region runs from base 147 to 1769 and encodes 540 amino acids.
AAAAGAGAGAGAGGCAGUCUCUGGAAGAGAUGGAAAUGUUUUUUUCCAUUGUUCAAGCAAAGAUUGAGGUUUAUCCAGUGACAAAAACUGCCUAAGAUCCUACAACUGAAUGAAGGAGAAAUACAGAGAGGUGGCUUUCACUGCUGAUGGAGGAUUUCCCAGUAUCCCCAGACCUUUUGAAGAGAGUACCUCUGCCCAGCAGUUUCUUCUUCCUCACACACCUCCUCUUCCUUCAGCAUGGGGUGGCAAAUUCAGAGGAGGUCAAGGUGAUAGGCCCUGGGGAAUCCAUUCUGGCCAUUGUUGGGGAAGAGGUGGAGUUCCCGUGCCACCUGUCACGGUACCAGGACGCUGAAGACAUGGAGAUUCGCUGGUUCCGGAGCCAGUCCUCCGAUGUGGUGCACCUGUACAAAGGGAGGCAGGAGCUCUUCAGCACACAGAUGGCACAGUUCCAAAACAGGACCAAACUUGUCACGGAGAACAUCAGCGUUGGCAGCGUCAUCCUGGAGCUCCGCAGCAUCGUUCCAUCAGACGAGGGCCGGUAUGGAUGUAGCUUUCUCUCCGAUGACUUCUCUGGUGAAGCCAUCUGGGAGCUGGAGGUAGCAGGGCUGGGCUCAGACCCUCAGAUCUCCCUUGAAGGCUUUAAGGAAGGAGGCAUUCAGAUGAGAUGCAGCUCCAGUGGCUGGUACCCCAAACCCAAAGUUCAGUGGAGAAACCACCAGGGACAGUGCCUUCCACCGGAGUCUGAAGUCAUUAUCCGAGAUGUCAAGGGCCUGUUCAGUCUGGAAACAUCCGUGGUUACCCGAGGAGAAGCCCAUAGCAACAUGUCCUGCUCCAUCCAGAACCCUCUUCUGAUCCAGAAGAAAGAGUUUGUGGUUCACUUAGCAGAUGUAUUUCUACCCGGAACUUCCCCGUGGAAGAGUGCUUUCUUAGGAACCCUGGUGGCACUGCCGCUACUCCUGGCCCUCCUCACGAUGCUGGCGCUGUACUACUUGCACAAGCAACAGCAGUCUCAAGAAAAGCUAAAGAAACAGACAGAGAAGGAACAAGGAAAACUGACUGCACAACUGAAGAAGCUUCAAACAGAACUUGACUGGAGAAGGACUGAAGGUCAGGCUGAGUGGAGAGCAGCACAACAAUAUGCAGUGGAUGUGACCUUGGACGCGGCCACAGCGCACCCCAGCCUGGAAGUGUCCGAGGAUGCCAAGAGUGUUUCUUCUCGCCCAGCGGCAGCGAUCCCGGCUGCUGGCGAUCCGCAAAGGUUCACUGAGCAGACAUGCGUGCUGAGCCGGGAGCGCUUCUCUACUGGUCGCCACUACUGGGAAGUGCAUGUGGGCCAGCGCAGCCGCUGGUUCCUGGGAGCGUGUUUGGCAGCUGUGCAACGCUCAGGACCCGCACGCCUGAGUCCGGCUGGUGGAUACUGGGUGAUGGGGCUGUGGAACAGCUGCGAGUACUUCGUCCUGGACCCACACCGCGUAGCGCUCACUCUGCGCGUGCCUCCGCGGCGUGUGGGCAUCUUCCUGGACUGUGAGGCGGGAAAGCUGUCCUUCUUCAAUGUGUCAGAUGGCUCCCAUAUCUUUACCUUCACAGAUACCUUCUCAGGGGCUCUCUGCGCAUAUUUCAGGCCCAGGGCUCACGAUGGUGGAGAACGCCCUAAUCCACUAACCAUCUGUUCCCUGAGGGCUAGAGGGACGUGCGUUCCAGAAGAGAAUGACACGGACUGCCUGUUACAGCCCUACGAGCCCUCGGAUCCCGCCCUGGGUCUGUGGUGAGGCUCUGUCCUGGCCACAGGACUGGGGCCUGGGAAGCUUCCUGGAAGUCCAGGUUAGCGCUUGUCUCUCUCGAUUCCUCUAGAGUCAACAAAUGCACCAACUAAAACAAUGAGCAAAGCCUAAACGGUCAGAGCAGCGGAAGGGGAACGAAGAAUGGGAGUAUCUUUGCCUAUGCAGAGGUGUAUAUAGUGUUCCUUAAAGAAAAGGGGCACUUUCAAAGAUAGUUUGUAUAUAAGACUCAGCUAAUGAAUAAAAAUAUCAUUGAUGAUGCAUGGGAAACAGGGUACUCAUAUGGGAGAUGGGGUAGAAAAUGUAAUGGGGAAGAGGGGUGAGGGAGGCAUUGUUAGACUGGAUUAUAAGUAUAUACUUCAUAUAAUUGGCAUAUACUUUUUGUAUAUAUUUGCUAGUUCUACAACAGUUUAUCAGCAAUGACAUCUCAUAAACAAUGAGUUCACCUAUGGCUCAGUUCCUAGCUUUAAACACUAGUAGCUACUAAAAUAAAUUUGGAGAAAUGGCUGAUUCCAAGGGUGGGGCAGAGGAAGUACUAAAGCCUGGACAGAAACUGAUGGGCAGGAGGAACAAGUUCAAGAGUUUUAUUGUACAAAAUGGUGACUAUAGUUAUUAACUGUGUAUUGCAUGCUUAAAUAAUCACUAAGUAAAUUGUAAAUGUUUUUAUCAAAACAAAAAAUG